This is a messenger RNA of Zeugodacus cucurbitae (melon fly), 9637 nucleotides long. RefSeq names its product maternal protein tudor (gene tud). Bases 975 to 9119 code for a protein of 2714 amino acids. NCBI's taxonomy places the organism in Eukaryota, Metazoa, Arthropoda, Insecta, Diptera, Tephritidae. Gene Ontology annotation, biological process: spermatogenesis. The transcript is spliced from 10 exons. The record is from RefSeq and is a predicted model, not a curated record.
AUGUAUCGCCUGCAAUGCAGGAAUUUCACUGCAAAUCGACAGUCCAUUUUGAGAUUCGCAGCAAGACGUGUGUGUGAGUCGGGUGGUGAAUAUUUAUUUUGUUUUUUCCCAUUUGUGUUUCUUGCAAAAGGUUUUCGAAUAGUGCAACUAUAUAAAAAAGUUAAAAGAAGCAUUAUACAUAUACAUAACUGUGAAAUAGGUGCAAAUUCUGCGGCAAAAACAGCGUUUUCUUGCGCCAAUAUGCGCUGCUGAUGUGCUGUGUGUAGAAAGCGCCCGUCUGUGUCCACAUAAUCGUCAUCAUCAAUAUUGCCAUAACGUGCCCGUACGAAAGAGAAAAUUUAUAAGACUGAGAAAAAGCCAUAGGCAGCAAAAUUAGCAAAUUUUUUUUAGUUUAUACAUUUGUAAUGCGACGCGUAAAGUGAAACUUGCAAACUUCUCUUGAAAUUGAAGAGCAGAAAAUUGCAUACGUCAAGAAAAAAUAAAAGAAUUUCCACUUUAAUACUGGGGUAUAAUCCAUCUGGUGAUGACUACUUUGGAGCAGAAAAGCAACAAGAAAACGAAAAGAUAAUUGAAACGCAAAAAAAGUAGAUAGAAGAAGACAAGACUGCCAAGAUAGCGAAAACGACUGAGAAGAAGCAGCAGGAGGGCGUAAUAAGAUUUACAUAUGUAUUGCAUUGUGAAUAAAAGCCGUAUCAGGCGUAACGAGUGAAUUAUUUUUUCAAUUAUUAUUAUUAAAUGUGAAAAAAUUAAUUUGAAUAAGUUUUCGCAUUUUAUACAAAUGCGAAAGGACUUUGUGACUAUUUUGAAAUAAAAUAUAUAUAUAACGACACAAAAAAACAUUAAACGAAACGAAACAAAUAAAAACUAAUAUAUAACACAACGCAUAAGAGAAAGAAACACGUUACUAAAUAUAGCUUUGGAUACUGAAGCAGUAACUGCUAUUAAAAAAAAAAUAAAAUAAAAAAGAAAACACAAUGAGUUCUGUUUCCUCAGCGGCGUCUGCGCGUUCAGCCGCCUCAACUACGGGCACAGAUACCACCAAGAGACUACAGAUCACACACGUCGAUGCUUUUGGUCCGUACUUGCGCAUAUACGGCCAACAGAAUCCGGACGCAUUGGCUGUGGUGCGCAAUAGAAUCCAGGAAUUGUUACGCACAUGCCUAGCCAUCGAUCCGACUUGGCCGGUGCAGCGACAGCAAGUACCGCUUCGCAUUGGCACUUUAUGCCUUUAUAAGAGCACUAAAGGUAUAGCACCGGCCGAUUUUGAAUUCUUGCGCGUACGCAUACUGGACGUUAUAAUUAAUAGCGGGCAACAGAAUGCGACGCAGGGACAAAAACCGCUCGUCAAAGUGGAAGUGGAGUUCGUCGACUACGGCGGUAAGGCGCUGGUGGGCAGUUAUGAGCUCCUCUUCCCCAAGCAAGCGGACGCUUUGUCCUCCAUGCCCACAAUAUGCGCGCCAUACAUCCUAUUGGGUAUUUGCAAAGAUUUCAAACCAGAAGAGCUGGAGGAGAUUUCACGCAUCAUUUUGCGUCAAACACUGGACAUAUCCAUUGAUCAUGAAUUUAAGCAAUAUAAAUUUAUUACAAUGAAAUGGAAGGAAUUCAAUUUUGCCGAGUUUUUAAUACACCAAAAGAAAAUAGGCGCUCCUAUCGCCAACGAUUUGCUACGUGAUAAUUUUGCUAAAUUUAUUAAGCAACAAAAUCAAAAGCAGCAGCAGCAACAACAACAACAACAAGCGCAAACGCUACCAGCUCAACAGCCACAAAAUCACCAUUUAGCAACGUCACAGAAGCAGCAGCAACAACAACCACAACAGCAAAAGCAACAAACUCUACCAAUGUAUCCAGCUGUCGGCGGCAAUACCAACAAUAACAACUAUUAUGCCAUUAAUCAUAACAACAACGUAGCACCGGUGAGCGCUGCAUACCCAGCUGUUGGACGUUCACUCGCUGCACGUUUGCAACAAUAUCAAUUAGAUCAACAACAACAAGCGCAAACGCAAUUAGCCUUGCAAGCACAAGUAUUGAUGAACAUGCAGCGUCCAAUACAGCCACGCAUGCCACACACCAUCGGUAAUUUACGUUCGCUUUAUGUGCCUUAUGCUGCGCCCGCCUAUCAGCAGCAACAUGCUUACAAUGGUUACCAACCGAAGGUUAUUGUGCAACCAGCAGUUGGCAACGCAAUAUCUGGUCUUCCAUAUACUACCAAUAAUUACAAUACACGUCAUCAACGUCCCCAGCCACAACAGCAGAGACAAGACUUUAACAGCCAGAAUAACGGCAAAUCGGUAGUGAAUACUUCACCUCGUCGCGUCACCACUGCCACCUUUAAGACCAACAAUUUAACUGUUGGUAAAACUUAUGAUGUUUACGUCAGCUUCGUUGAGAAUGGCCCUUGCCUGUUUUCGGUGCAGUUGGCGUUGGCACAGGAUGAGCUAACCGAAAUGAUGAAUCGCAUUGAACGCGUGCAACUCAAGCAGUACGCAGAUAAACCCGUAUUGGGCACCGCGUGUAUAGCGCGCUACUCCGAAGACGGACAAUUGUAUCGCGCGCUAAUCACUGGCGUGCAAACGACAGCCUGCAAAGUGGUUUAUAUUGAUUACGGCAAUGCUGAGUUGGUAAAAUACAAAGAUUUAUAUGAAAUACCAGAUGAAUUCCUUGAGGCGAAGGCGUUCGCCAUACGUUUCACACUGUCGGGACACAAAGAACUGGAGCCUAUCGAUGAGAGCUUGAAGAAAGCCUUCAAGGAUCUAAUGAUGUAUAAGAAUUGUCAGUUGAAAGUGAUGCCAUUAGAGGGCCCACCAUUGGUGCAAUAUUGCGAGCUUUAUUUACAGAAAAGCAACGUGCUCGAUGUGCUGAAAGAUAUACAAAAGUGCCGCCUCGUAUAUCCGAAAUCUGAGAUUUUGAACAACAACGAUAUCGUAGAAAUCCGUUAUAUCGACUCGCCCAAGCAUUUCUAUGUACAAAAAGUAGACAAUAUCGCGAAAUUCGAGAAACUCAUGGACGACAUGUUCUUGUAUUACAAUAAAAAUCAGGUUGUGCCCAAUCACUUGGCACUUGGUGCGCCAUGUAUUGUGAAAUUCGAGAACGAAUGGUAUCGCGCUGAAGUGAUGCGCGCCGACUCCACCGCGAUUAUUGUGCGCCAUGUCGAUUUCGGUUAUGAGCAGAAAGUCACCAAAAACUUGUUGAGUAACAUAGCCGAGAAGCAUUUAAAAUUGCCCCGUCAAGCCAUACAAUGCUGUCUGAAGGGUUUCGAAAAUAACGAACUCAGCAAAGACUUGGCGACCAAUCAAUUUGAAAUGCUCGCCGAAGAGUCGAAUCGCCAACGACGCUCGUUCACCGUCAAAGUCUUCCGCAUACAACCGGAUGGUGUCCACCUGGUGAACCUCUGCACCAAAGACUUGAAUGUCAUGAAAAAACUGUACAAAUUAUCCAUGCCUUUCGAACAGUACUUAACAUUGGAGAAGGAGGAAUUCAAUAUACACGCCCACAAUGGACAUCAGCAGCGAAAAAGCGGUGGGCAUGAAAAUGGCAAUAAAACACCAUCGAUUGCAUCCUCCAAUGAUGUCGCAUCGCUGCAUUCGAGCAAGAAAGCAGGCCAAAUACUCAAUUCCACCACAUUGCAAAGCGAAGAGCAACUGCAGCAAAGGCCACAACAACAACAGCAACAGCAGCAAGCGCGUAAAACAAACACACGCAAUACGAACAGCAAGUCUGGCAGCGCCACCGGCAGUGCACCGGCCAGCAGUGUGCAGGGUACACUCUCUGUGGAGUGGGACAAGCAGAGCUCGGCCAGCUCGAUGGAUAAUCGCGAUUCGCGCUCAAGCUCUAGCGAGCUAAAACACGGCAAGCGCCAGCAACAGCAGCAACAACGGCAAGGACGCAAUGCGCCGCUAACGCCACUAAUGCAAGCGAACUUGAAUGUCAGCAACAGCAGCAGUGGCGUUGCUGAUAGACGCAGUGUGGCCAGCAGCGCCAGCAACGUGAGCAGCUACAAUCAGAAGCAGCGCAAUGGUGGAAAUCAAGUACCACCGCGUUUCCAAAACGAAAAUCGGCGACAGAAGAAGGAGCCCGUUACGCCACCACGCCAACAGCGUCCACAGAAUGCACCGCAAGGUUAUUCACAGCAGCGCAACAAGGGCAAUGCGAACACACCGCGCGCCAAUGAUACACCCUCCGAGGUGAGCAGCACUGCUGGUAGUGAGUUAAGCGAACAACAGCAACAACAACAACAAGUACAAAACGUGUCAACGCCAUUGCCCGAUGAGUAUGUGCCGUUGAAUCAAGCAUUCCCCGUACAACAUUUGGAUACGCCAACGCGCGAGGAAGUGAUCAUUUGCUGGUGGAUUUCACCACACCAGUUCUAUACACACCUCAAAUCACGUCUGCCAGAAUUCGAGCGUUUCAUGCGCGAAAUACAGUUAUUCUAUAAGAAGAAAUCACUGCAGCAGUUGCAAUUGAAAGUCGGCUCCUACGUCAUUGCACGCUAUCGCAAAGAGAAUCUGCUCUAUCGCGCGCGCAUACUCGCCUGCAAUCAAAUGUUGCGCAAAUACAAAGUGCAAUUCGUCGAUAUUGGCAAUCAGUACACUGUCACCUCCGAGGAUAUCUGGCAGGUGGAGAAACGCUUUGCCACGUUGCCUGUGAUGGCGCAUCUGUGCAGCUUCAGCGGCAUUGUGUCCAACUAUGAUCAUCUCUACAUAAUCGAUCGCAUGGAGAAAUACUUGCCGGCGGGCGCAACCUUAAAUUGCGAGUACAUUGAGCGCGAGCAAGAGAUGUACUAUGUCAAUGUGAAACUGAAUGGCGUCUCGCUGAAGGAGACGCUCAAGUCGGAGGGCAUAAUUACCGAGGUGGCACCGGAGCUGCGCUUGAACCUACUGGCAGGCCAACAAAUACGUGUGAAGAUCACAUACGUAAAGGAUAUGCUGAACUUCAAGAUACAGGUGGAGGGUUUGCCAGAAAAUGUACAACUGCUGAGUUCCUAUGAUGAUGUGCGCUAUGUUAAAUCGAAUCCAGAUGUAGCGGUGAAAUUCAAGCAAUACUACGAGGGCAAAUCAUGUGUGGUAAACAUAAAGGAUGUCAAUGACAACAAAGUCAUUCUACUACGCCCACUGGUGCCAUUGUUAAAGGACGAUGUGGCGACCUUCAUUUGCCAACAGCCAAUUGUGCUGGAGCGCUUCGAGGCGCGUGUGGUGCAUGUGGCGAGCGCUUAUCGUGUCUUUGUACAUACGAUUGCGGCGGAGACACAGAUGAUGGUGCUGCUGAAUGAAAUGUAUGAAUACUAUCAGCAAAACGGCACACCCUUGAGCUCACUUGAACCGGAACAAAUUUGUGCUGCGCUCGGCAGUGAUGGCAAUUGGUAUCGCGCGCGUAUCACACCGCAAACGAACAAAGAUGUCAUCGAGGUACGCUACAUCGAUUAUGGAAACACGGAAAAAUUAACGGAGAAGAGUUUAAAAACUCUGGAAGACAAAUUCUACAUUAAUCGCAACUCAUUCGCAAUUGAAUUGAAUUUACCUGUGCGCACAUUGGCGGCAGAUGCGCAACAUCGAAGUUCGAAAUCAAAGAAGGCCGCAAAUGUGUCGUCAGCCGAUUUGGAUGCGGCUGCAGUAGAGAAAUUAAAGCAGUUAGCAUUGGUGGGCGAGCCGCUGGUGCAUGUGAAAGCGUUGGAGGUGCAACACAAUCAUUUGAUUGCCGAGCUCACUUUGGCUGGUGGUGAAAAUAUUGUGGAUGCUCUGUUGCAAACGCAGCUAAUAAAGUCACGAGAUGUCGAUUUCAUGCGUAAGCAACUGGAGAAGGACAAAGCAAAUAUGUUUGAAUACAUUGAAUUGGUCGACUUGACGCUCGAAGAGGAAGACGAUAUCGAAAAGAAAACUACUGGUAAGAGUAAAAACUCCAGCUCACCAAAGAAGAAGAAGCAGCAAGCGGAGAAAACAGUGAAAAAGGAGACUACAAUCAACAACAAUCCGCCUGAAGUGGUUAAAAAUGCCGAAAAAGAGAAACCAGUUGAUGUUACAGCGCCCGUUAUAAUGGCUGAGACACCACCACAAACACCACCGCAAGCGCAAGAGUCUAAAGUGGAAGCCGCAGCACCGCAACCAGCACUAACUGAAGCACCAAUACCGUCGCCAACACCACCACCACAACCCGCAACUACUCCAUCUGAGCCACAAUCGGUUGCAGAGUCAGAAACGGAAUCGAUCGAUCCCUGCGCUGAUAUGGAACAUGCCAUACUUGGUCAUUGCGACAAUCCCGGUCAAUUCUAUGUGCAUCCCUACGAUAAAAUGGAUGAGUUGCGUCAGCUGCAAGAGGAUCUGCAAAUUGUCGCCAGCUCGUUGCCCACACUAAUGGUGGUGGCGAAUGGUGUACACUGCAUCUCGUACUAUACCGUUAACAAACAAUGGUUCCGCGCCAAGAUCAUCGAUGCCGAGCUCAUGGUGCUGCAGUUCAUCGAUUAUGGCAACACAGAUUGCGUAUCGGACACGACGCAUGUGCGCGAGAUGAGCAGCUGCAACGACAUUGAACCCUUCUGCAUGCCUUGUUCACUGCCGAUCAAGCCAAAUGGCACCGCCGACUGGGUGGACGCAGCCAAUGCCAUCUUCAGCGACUCGCAUGGUAAAUCGGUGAGUUUCGAGUACAUCACACGUGGUGAUAAGCAUAAGCGCAGCUUCAUAAAUCUAUACAUUGAUGGCGUUAACAUUGCCGAUAAACUGGUUGAGGAUGGUUUUGCCAAACACCUGGUAUUGGUGGAUUCCGGCGAGAAUUGCUACAUAUCGCAUGUGAACAGCAUAACCGACUUCUAUAUACAAUACGAGAAGGACUCGAAAGCCUUGGAGUUGAUCGAAAUCUAUUUGGCGGAAAAUGAGAAACUAAAAAAAUUAGAAAAAUUCGAACGUGCCAAAAUUGUGGCUGCGCUCUUCCCCGACGAUGAAAUGUGGUAUCGCGCUAAACUACUGAAACACAUACCAAAUCAAGGUUACGAAGUGCUUUUCAUCGAUUAUGGCAACACAUCCAUCAGUCCGGAAUGUCGUGAGAUCUCUGAAGAGAUUGCCAAGCUGCCACCUUUAUCAAAGAAAUGCGCAUUGCAUGUGCCCGAGCAUUGUGUGGCCUGGUCCGAAGCAGCCGAGGAGAAAUUCGGCGAAAUCGCCGCGCAAGGUGAAACCAUAUUCACAGUCGACUUAUGUGAGCCAGCUGGAGAUCAUGCACUCGUACAUCUGCUGAUCGAUGGUCACAACAUAAACGAUGAACUCGAACCGCUAUGCGAACACAAGCCCGCUGAAGUCGAACUAAAUAUGAGCUUCAGCACGACCAUACAAUCGUCGGUCUUCGAAAGCGGCAAAGUGUACGAUGCCGUAAUCUCGCAUGCCAAUUCGCCAUUCGAUUUCUAUGUGCAAUUUAGUAAGGACACAAUUCGUCUGGACGAUAUGACCAGCAGCUUGAACGCGCUCGGCAUGGAUGCGCUUACCGAUGCGAAGAUUGGUCAACUAUGCGCCGCUGUCUAUUGCGAGGAUAAUGCGCUCUAUCGUGCGCGUAUACUAGAAACCAUCGCCGAGUCGGAUGCAAAGCCACAGUAUCGUGUGAUCUUCAUUGAUUUCGGCAACGAAGCCAUCACCGAUGAUGUACGCGUGUUGCCACACGAUUUGCAAGCGCUGCCGGAAUUCUCUAGACACUGUCAAUUAGUGGGCGUGGCUGAGGAGAUUGGCGAGCAUAAAGCGCAAGCGGCUAUCGAAGCGUUCGGCCAGCUGAUUGAGGAGUGUGAAGGUCUGGUGAAAAUUGAGUUUAUCGAAAGCAAAGAGGCCACAACUCCAUUGCCGGUGAAGUUAUACGCUUCAAGCGGCGGUGAGGAUCUCGGCGAAAGGUUGCACUCGCUGAUCGCCAGCAUUAGCGCAAAUGCAACAGUCGUGCUGGCAACACCACCAAUUGCGGAGAAUACCGGCGUCAUAUCGCACGCGAUUUCACCAACACACUUCUACAUACAGCCGAAGGGAAAUUCACUGCAGAUGGAGCUGGUGUCGAAGGCGCUCACCAAAUCCGAUGCCGAAAAGCUGCCCGUGCUGCAGAGCGUCGAAGUGGAUAGCGUUUGCAGCGCAUACUCGCUAGAGGAUGACUGCUACUAUCGCGGACGCGUGCAAAAGGUGCUACCCGGCGAUGAGGGCUAUGAGGUAUUCCUGCUCGACUAUGGCAAUAUCAUAAAUACCACCGUCAUACACGAGCUGCCCGCUGAUUUGCGUGCCAUACCGGCGCUGUCGUGGAAAUGCAAACUGAACGCCGUGCCCGAAGCGCCUGAAACGCUGCUAAACGAAUGCUUCGCCGCGUUGCUGGAAUCGCACUUCGGUGAGAUCUAUACCAUCGAGUCGGACGAAAUUGCGCUGGACGAAAAUGAGCGCGUACACAUUGUGAAAUUGCAGGCGAACUACAAGGAUUUGGCUGAGCAAUUGGCCGACGCUGUGUCAAAGGGUGAUGCCGAGAAGGCGGCCGCGGCACUAUCACCCGUGCCCACGCUGCACAAUUGCAGCAUAAUACAUGUCAACUCGCCGGCAUCAUUCUACAUACAAUUGGGCGAAGAUGUGCCCGCCGUGGAGAAAAUCACCGAUGUGCUCUUAGAUGCCGAAACCGAUUUCCAACCGUUUACCGAUUUGCAGGUGGGCGCUAGAUGUGCCGCACAGUUCCCCGACGAUUUGGCAUUCUACCGCGCGGAAAUCGUGCAAGUGCUGGACGAGGGCAAAUGUGAGGUACACUACUUGGAUUUUGGCAACAACGCUGUGACCGAUCAGUUCCGUGUGCUGCCGGAGAAUAUGCUGGAGGUGGCUGCCUACAGCAAACACUGUACGUUGGAUGUGAAUUUGGCGAGCAAUCUGGAUGCCAGUGCCGCUUUUGCGCAGUUCGUCGAUUCGCGUUUCUCCGAAACAUUCCAGGUUGAGUUGCUGAAAACGACAGUGGAGCCGGUCAUCUGUCGUCUAUUCUAUCAGGACAAAAAUGUGGUCAACGAAGUGCUGCAAAUGUUGAAGAACGGUAACGGUAGUGCUGCCACUGCAACGGUGUUGUCGAAUGGCUUAAGCGAAGCGUUGAAAGCGACGUCUGAAGACACCGUUGCUGACGUUGCGACCAUAGUGGCGCAAUAAAGCGCGCUUUGCCUUACAACUUCAUAUAAUGCGUGAAUUUUGCGCCUGCUACAAGCUGCGCGCCUGCGCAAGACUUACCAGCCAACCAGAGUGAGAUGAAACAUAACUGAUUUUUACUGCGUACAGGGCUUAGCGACCUAUCGUGCGCAGCUUUUGACUAUAACUAACCGUUGUUUGGACUGCGAACUGCGGUGUGGUGCUUGAAGAGUGAUUUUUAAAUCUGGCACCUCGUGGAAUGUGGCGUGCGCAGAGAGCAAGUGAACAUUUGUGUGAUGCACAUACAUACAUACUAUAAAUAUUAAUAUAACUUUUUUUUUCGAAAUUGAGUAUAGCUCAUAUCUGUGCAGCAUAGAGCGUAUUGAGUGAGAUGAGAAAAACGGGUAACCCGCUAAAAAUAGGUGCCAAUUUUAGGCAGAAAUUUAAAUGAUUUAAAUUCUAAAUGUCAAAUGUGUGGAGAAUAAGAUUUAAUACUUUUGAUAAACUUUUCUAAGAGGCCUUUAUGUAGAAAUUUUUUUUUU